Messenger RNA from Plodia interpunctella (Indianmeal moth), 1779 nucleotides. RefSeq lists its product as uncharacterized. The record is from RefSeq and is a predicted model, not a curated record. Lineage: Eukaryota; Metazoa; Arthropoda; Insecta; Lepidoptera; Pyralidae. The transcript is spliced from 3 exons. Bases 134 to 1429 code for a protein of 431 amino acids.
CGUACAAUCGACAUCCUGCCUAUUAGCAAGACAAUGGUAGCGGGCGGUCGCGCGACCGCUGCAGCAGCAUUGUAGUGUUGGUGCUAGCUGAGUGAACCUCGUGUUGGGAUGUAAGGAAGAACGUGAGAGAAUCAUGAUGUAUAGUGUUAAAGCUGUAAUUGUUUCGUGCUCGGCACUCAUCGCCGCUGCCUUCGCUUUGGAAAUACAGAAUGACUUCCAAAAACAUGGUCAGGAGAACCCAGUUGAGUCAGACAUGGCAAGAGGUCGGCGUGACGUCAUAGAGGAAGAAAAGUUCUACAACACUCAUUCGGACCGAAACAACCAACCGGCGCCCUGGAUCCCAGGCCCUUUACCCCCGGAGGAAGAUCCCACGACUAAAAUAUCCAUCACCAACCCUGAAGUCAAGGAAGUUCUCCCACUCUUCCAAACAACAGAAAGAGUUACAGACAAACCCACAGGCCGCGGCGCAAGAGCUUCAAAUGAAAAUUGGAUCAAACUGCCUUUCCCUGAUCGCGAUGACGGACAAAGAGACGACAUUCUAACUCCCCCACAACCUUCUGGUGACUUAAUAAAUUCAAGAAUGCCCCGAAUAAACUUCGUCACCCAACACAAACAAUUAGAGGCAUCAGAAUCUCGCAACGAUAAAGAAUCUAUUCAAAGAGCGCAGAGAACGGAAAAUAUCCGAACUGAAUUUGUCAGGCCUGGCGAAGAAGACCGUAACAAACCGAUCAAACCAGUCUAUCCGCGACAAGCAGUAUAUUACCCGGCGGAAUCAAGAAGACCAUACUAUGAUGAUCGAUAUUAUCCAACCGAAGAUUUACACAGACGCGAUCCGUACUAUGAUUUAUACGACCGCAGACGGUACAUCCCCGGCUAUGUGCCGAGAGUCGAUCGGUAUGAUGAUACAUACGAUAAUUAUGUUCCCAGGAAGCCUAAGAGAAUCAUAUAUUACGCACAUCUGCCGGAAGUGGUGAGAACACCACCAAGUGUUGAUUUAAGAUACAGGUAUUCGGCAGAUCCGUAUAAACGAUACGAUGACGAUUAUUACGCAAGAAACGGAAGGUACGAUUAUAGAUUUAGGAACAACAGAUAUCCGUACGCACCUUUGAGGAAAGAAGAAAGGAACUUCAGAGAUCUUGCUUUAGCUGGAUCGAGUAAUAAAGAUAAAAAGAUCGACGAGAAAAUUACACCCACACCAAUUUUGCCAAAGAAAGAGGAACAGUUUAAGACAAGUAAUGACAAUGAUAGAAAUAUUAACAGGAAUCUAAUUAACAGCCAUCAGUACCACGACGGGCCUACGCUGACUUACACUGACCCUUUGAGUCACAAAGCGUUUCCUGAUGUAGUGAGACCUGACGAUGGAUAUCUUAGAUACGACGAACCUCUGUUCCAUUCCACUGUCGAUGAUCCUUAUCAGAGAAAAUACUAACUAAAAAUUGGAUGUUAUGUUUUUGGUUCGUUUUCAAAACAACUAAAACUACCAACAUCGAUAUUAUACAUUGUAACAAUGUAUUUUUUAUUUUAUCAUAAUUAUUGUCCGGGUCUCGUUUAGACAACAAUAUUACGGACAAUAUUAAGACAACUGAUUUCGUUUUUGAUAGAAGACAUUAUUUAAUUUGAAAUUUUAUAAGUUGUACAAUUGAAAAACUGGCCAAAAACGUCACCAUAGUAAUUAAGCUGACACAACUUGCGUAGUAUUUAUUUUAGUUUUUUUAACAAUAAUAACAAUUACAGAUAAAAUAUACGAUUGGUGUUGCCGAUAAUAAAUGUAAUUACGAA